Molecule: messenger RNA, 4883 nt
Organism: Oncorhynchus gorbuscha (pink salmon)
Lineage: Eukaryota; Metazoa; Chordata; Actinopteri; Salmoniformes; Salmonidae
Product: histamine H2 receptor-like
Exons: 3
Coding region: 1427-2476 (349 amino acids)
Biological process (GO): chemical synaptic transmission; G protein-coupled receptor signaling pathway, coupled to cyclic nucleotide second messenger
Cellular component (GO): dendrite; membrane
Molecular function (GO): G protein-coupled serotonin receptor activity; neurotransmitter receptor activity
Source: RefSeq, a predicted model, not a curated record
AGUGUGUGAGAGAGACAGAGAAACGACAGGGAAUAGAGAUAGGGACAGAGAGAGAGAAGAGUUGUCAUUUAAUUGUUUUAUACGAUUCAUUUCUCAUCCUAUUUAUGUAACUACAAUCCAAUUGAAUGGGAGGAUGUAAACAAUAAACAAAUAAAUAUGGCAAUGACGAACACUAAAAGGAGGAGGAGGGAGUAAGCAAACAAAGGACAGGAAGAGAGGGAGAGAGCGGGAAAGAGUGAUAGGGAGGGAGAGGGAGUAGACACCAGAUGGAAACUGAAAUUACAUUUAUAACCUGAGCAGAAGGUUAGGUUUGGCGAGAACCACUGUCGUCAUUCUGACUCCCAUCAGCCAGUGUGAGAACAAACAGCACCACACUGCAUCAGAGGCAAGUGCAUUCAUUAACAUUUCUCCUUCACAUGAUGUGCAAUUGAAUUACCAUCAUGAAAGAAAACAAUUAUUCAAUGAAGUGAAGGACGACCUUUGAUAUUUCAACCAUGUACUGUAUAUUAGACACCAAAGGGCCAUUGUUUCAGUUCUGUAGUCUAAGAGACGUGAAUUUUCAUACAUAAAAAGUAUAUAUAUUAUAUAUUUGCGUAAUGACAAUUUUCUCAUGGGUCAAUGUUUUUUUUACCUUUACCUAAAGGCUGUCAUGUUAUCCAACACAGCCUUAACCUCGUACCACUUAACAUCAGUCUACUAAUGCACUAUCAUGUUGAAAUCAACACAGCCUUAACCUCGUACCACUUAACAUCAGUCUAACUAAUGCACUAUCAUGUUGAAAUCAACACAGCCUUAACCUCGUACCACUUAACAUCAGUCUACUAAUGCACUAUCAUGUUGAAAUCAACACAGCCUUAACCUCGUACCACUUAACAUCAGUCUACUAAUGCACUAUCAUGUUGAAAUCAACACAGCCUUAACCUCGUACCACUUAACAUCAGUCUACUAAUGCACUAUCAUGUUGAAAUCAACACAGCCUUAACCUCGUACCACUUAACAUCAGUCUACUAAUGCACUAUCAUGUUGAAAUCAACACAGCCUUAACCUCGUACCACUUAACAUCAGUCUACUAAUGCACUAUCAUGUUGAAAUCGACAUAGCCCAAUGGCCAUUGUUUUGUUUUUUUGUACACCAGGGCAGCUUGAAAGAGGACAUCUUCUGUGAAAUUAUUAAACAAGAGAUGGCUGCAAUACAGCAUCCCCCGACAGUGUGAAGCCCUCAUUAAUCUGAUGGAUACUGACAGCUGAAUUGACAGGACCCUGUCAUUAUACCAAGUCCUCAACAAGCUUGUUAAGCAGAGGGCUGGAUUCUAUGCAGUAGUCCUGUCUGUAGUCCUGCCUGCAGGAGAAGAUAAGCUGACAGAAGCAGUAGGUCUGAUGUGGAGGCAGGGCCGGACCUUGUGACCUAGUGCAGGGGGAGGCACACCAUGAUCUCCACGGCACUCCGUUGGCUGUUUCUGGUGUCCUUCAUCGUGUUGACCAUCGGCGGGAACGUGCUGGUGUGUUUGGCCGUGGGGCUCAGCCGCCGCCUGCGCCGCAUUGCUAACUGCUUUGUUGUGUCACUAGCUGUGACGGAUCUGUUGCUGGGCCUGCUGGUGCUUCCCUUCUCUGCCACCCUGGAGCUGCGGAGUGGACACUGGCCCCUGGGGGGCACCCUAUGUAACAUCUAUGUGUCUCUGGAUGUGAUGUUUUGUACGGCCUCCAUUCUGACUCUGCUGGCCAUCAGUGUGGACCGUUACCUGGCCAUCUCAGCCCCACUCUGCUACCCCCGCAGGGUCACCCCUCCCCGAGUAGCCCUGGCCAUCACCACCAUCUGGGUCACUUCCCUGGCCAUGUCCUUCCUCCCCAUCCACCUGGGCUGGAACACGGCUGACUUCAGGGUGCAGAACCUGGACUGGGGCAUUUGGGACGAGGUGGAGGAGGGACGCACCUGCCGCUUUGAGUGGCAUAACAACUACGUGCUCCUAGAUGCCUUUGGCACCUUCUACCUCCCACUACUGGUCAUGUGCGGGAUGUACCACUGCAUCUUUCAGAUAGCACGCAAACAGGUACGGCGUAUCCGAGCUGCCACACCCUCAUUCGCCCCCACAGCAUCAGCGGCGGCCACAGCGCGGGAGCACAAGGCCACAGUGACUCUAGCAGCAGUCCUGGGGGCCUUCAUUAUCUGCUGGUUCCCCUAUUACACCUUCUUUACCUGCAUGGGCAUCGGGGCAGAGACUAACCCCCCUACUACUGCCCACUCUGUGGUGCUGUGGCUGGGCUACUUUAACUCCGUUGUCAAUCCCAUCCUGUACCCAGCCUUGAAUAGGGACUUCCGCAGAGCCUAUGGGGAGCUGCUGUGCUGCAGGGGGCCGCGGUGGAGACACAUAUCCACAACUAUCUGCGUGUCCUUGCAGAAACAAGUGCCCCUCUCUAGCGAACACAGAGACACUGAUCUGACCAAUGGCCACACAGACACCCUCCCUAAAGACAAUUAGCCAGAGGGAAAGAGCCUCACCUCUCAGAAGAGCAAUGGCAGCAACAUUGCUGACCAGACCUGGUAAAAUACAAUACACACUGGAUAGGGACUAGGUAACACAUGCAGGACACUUUAUAAAGGUGAAUGAGGGACAGUUGUGCAGGAGCUAGUACAGUAUGAUAUAAAAUGACUGAUACGUUAUCUACCACCUGCGUAUAAAACAAAGGAGAACAAACCCAUACCAAGAAGAUAAAGAGAACAGAGAGCCGAGUCAAUAUUAACUGUCUAAAUAGCUGUGUCUGUGCUGAUAAUUUCCCAGCUAACUGAUGGAGACAUAGGCAGUUAAAUGUUUUGGUGAUCCUCUCUGUUGCAGACCCACUUGUGGUGAAUUGGUGACUAACCUGGAUGGAUUUACUUGAAUGUAUAUGUGUGUUCAUCCCUAAAAGGUACAGAAUGUCCAGUCAGAGCUACAGUAUGUUGGAUGGCUUCCAGGAGGUUGGCGGAGGGGAUACAAGGACAUCUGGAUGUGUCAUCCAGGCAUCCCGGCCCCAUAUGGGAUACCUGUCCACCUUUAAAAAAUGUACCCCUGCCUCAACAGCCAGUUGAUGUAGUUCCACUGGGCAUAGGUUCCCUCAACUUCAGUGGUUUCUAAACCUUUUGGUGUUGUGACAUCUUCCUAUGGUCCUCAGAUUAACCUAACUGUUUCCUGCCACAGGCGACAGCCCAAUCUGUGACGCAGUAGAAAUACCUGACCUACUGUUUGACAAUUAUUAUCUCACAUCAACCCAACAACCCCCACAUUCACAUGUGCUGCCAAGAUACACUCACCUGUGCUGCUAUUAUAUGGCAUGUGACAUUCACACCAUGAGACGUUACUGUUGACUGUUUAUCAGAAUGUAGUGUAAUUUGCCCACUGGAUUUGUAGACUUUGUUUCUGUCUGGCCAUGUGACCUCAUAUUGUACAUACAAUAGUUCAUAAUAUAAGUGAAUGACAUUUUUUUUUUUAAGUGCCCGAUACAAUCAAAUACUCUCAUUCACACUCGGACACUUGCAAACGAUGUACUUUGUCUGCAAUGACUUCUAUAAAUGACAUGUCCCUGCCCUCUAGUGACCAAAUGUGUCAUCGCACUCACCCUCACAAGAAGAGGUGACAAAAUCAAUUGUAUCAGUAUCUGUGUGUACAAAUCAUUGUUACAGACAUAUGUUUAUCUAUAAUGUAUUAUACAUGUACAUACGACCAAUUAUAAUGACCUAAUAUGUCCUGGUUAUUGUUGAACUGCAAAGCAAGAAAUAAAAUUCCAAUCUGAAAAUGGAAUUUAAACAUCACCUGACAAUUUAUUUUCACUAAGCACUUUCAGGCAUGAUACAGUACAGUACCUGUACUGUAAUUAAAAUCUGGAGAAACAACAACCAAUUCUCCACUCUCACACUCUGAACCCUCUCCAGCAAUCAAAUCCUUCUUCUGGAAACUCUUGUUGCUCUUGCUCUCAGUGACGAACCACUUCAUAUCUGAAGACAGACAGCAAUCAUAUCCUCAAUAUCAUACACAACCGUUUUUGACAUUAUACCUUUACGUGAGGAUAUUGUUUCUUCUUGUUAUGUGUUUUUUUUUUAUAUAUCUGUAGUAGUAUUGAACUACCAUUGGGAUUACUGAAGGUCAAGACAGCUCGUGACCUCCAGGGAGAAGUUGUCUGAGCUCCAAGGAGACUCCUCAGCUCCACGCUUCUCUCCGGGCCCACUCUCUGAGUUAGGGACAUCCUGACGUCCAUCUGACACAUCUGAGAUUAAACGCACCAGAUAUUCAUAUCCAAGAAUCAGAUUCCUAAUUGUACAUUUCUCUGACAUCAUUUGCAUAUUUCUGCUUCUGACAAAUUUGCGAGGAGAUGUGGCCUGAUAGGCCUGCAUUUUGCAACACUGCUUUAUGAUAUACCAACGGGGAUUAUUAUUAUUAAGUUUAUAAAACAAUACAUAAAAGAUGAGUCUUGGGUCAAGGGAAUGCAUCACAACAAGUCUUACCAGUUGUGUCUUAUAACCACAGAAGCAAGGAAAUAGCAUUGAACAAAUAGCAGAGAGGUGUUACCUGAUAAUUCAUUACCUGUUAGCACCAAGGUGGAAAACGUGAAACAAACCAAACAAAACUAUGUUGGUAAAUCCAUUUAAAUUCUCUUUUUGACAGCACCUCUUUUGAUUUGAACGAAACCUUUCAUUGUAGAAGUGGCCAGAAAGGGACUUUUUGGACCUGAAUGCGUUCAAGAGAUAAAGGUGCUCAAAUUGUAUCUAUUUUGCAUACCCCACCAUACCAUGAGACAUCCAUGUCUUCGUCAGUGGAAAAGAUACAUGGUUUGGAUUGAUAUAAUUUAAAAAACAACCCAUUUUAUAAUUGAGUUUUUUUUAAAUAAUGUACAAUGUCUCUUUUAAAUUUUUAC